AUAUGCAAACAGAAUUGGUGCAAACCAAAUAAAUCACAAGUGAAUUGAAAGUGACAAAGUAAUUAAACAUGAAAUCUGUCACACCAUUAGAUCUGAAAGAACAUUCGGGAACAUUUCAAACGGUUCUCUGUUGAUUUGUUCAAUAUAAAUAUCUAAUAACACAGUACAUUAGACGGCUCUGUGAAAACUACAGCAGCAUUAUGCAUCCGAGACACAAAUAAACAAGCUUAAAUGAUCUCAGGAACGCCAAGAACCCUGAGAUGGAGAAAGAGAGAGAGAAGCUAUGAAAACAGGUAGGUGGGCAGAAGCUGAGUAUUGGAGUAUGCAGCAGGAGCCUAAAGCUUUGCAGUCCGAGCCUUCAAACACACUGCUAUCUCUGCAUCUAAUGCACACAAACACAUGCUGCCUUCAGAUAAUGGGAGAAAAGGCAGCGUCGCAGCAUUAAAGAAACAAGGACUGCUUGGGAGGGGGGACACUCUCUCUGGCUUGGACCAUGAGCAAUGAGUCUGCCAUAUGGACAAACCAGAACAGAACUUACCCCACCGAUGUCCCGCUGUCAUCAGGGGGACAGAAUGGCUAUGUCCUCCUGCUGGUCCUCUUGUCCAUCUUUGUCGGGGGGACGGUGGUCCUGCUCUCGGUCCUUCUGAUUGUCUGUCGCCGUUGUUAUGAAGGGGACAGACGCCAUGCAUGGUUCAUUGUUUGCCUCAGGGCUAGCGAUGACACCGAGAAAAGUAAUACCACCUAUGUUGAGGAGGCCCAGCCAGUGCACGAGAUUACGAUUCGCAUCGAUGAGUCAGAUUGCCUGUCGGCAGCCAGCUCCCACGACAUGGAGACAGAGCGUUUCCUCUCCACGGGCACAACCGGCCGCCGGGUCUCCUUCAACGAAGCAGCGCUCUUCGAUCACAGCAAGAAAGCACAGGAGAAGGGUCGAAGGUACACACUCACGGAGGGCGACUUCCAUCACUUGAAGAACGCGCGGCUCACCCACCUCCACCUCCCUCCACCCGCCCUCCAGAUACUCACCAUCCACGAGUGUGAGUCAUCAGAGAACAGUAUUGCCAUGACAGCGCGCCCCGUCGCUAAAUCCAGCCUCUCAGUUUUUCAGCCACCAAUAUUUUCACUGCCCCAGACUGCCCUGACCAGCCGGACUCUGAGUCCCAGCUCUGCCCUUCCUGGCGACGCUCUCAAUUCCACUGUGGACACCACGUUCUGUGAGAGCAUCACAGCGGCCGGUCCUGAGCCGUCCAGCCCGUGUCUAAUGGAGGUCAGAGGAGGAGUCGGGAGGAGCACAGGCAUCAUGGGUAAUGGUAGAGAGUGUGCGUCAGCCUCAUCCAUGGCCCUGUCCUCCUCUGGCGGGGUCCCACAGGGCCCCAUGCUUCAGUUCUUCACCAAACUCCGCCGACACGCCAGUCUGGAGGGAGCGAGUCCCUACUUCAAGAUCAAGAAGUGGAAGUUCGACAGCAGCCAGAGAGCUUCAAGUCUAGACGUGAGAGGUUCCCCCAAGCGGAGGCAGUUCCAGCGGCAGCGUGCAGCCAGCGAGAGCAUGGACCAGGAGGAUCAUGACGGCCAUCACAUCGACCUUAUCCAGUACAUCGCUCGCACCAAGGAUGUCACCUACUGCCCCACCCGGCCUAGUCCACGACUUCUCUCCCCACCUUCCACACCCCCACCCUCCCUCGGCAGGUUAAAGGUGGAGGUGAUGGUGGAGCCCAGCUGCAGCAGAGCGAUGGGUCCCGGGGUGAUCGGCCUCACCUCUGAGCCCCCGGAAGAGAGUCUUGGAAUGGGCUACCAUCAGGAGAGCUUAGAACCUCAGACCUUGUACCGUGAUAUCUGGACUCUUCGAGCUUCACUUGAGCGGUAUGUCUCAUCUGACCAGAGCAGCAGCAAUGACAAAGACUCUGUCCGCAGUGACGCAGACAGCGUGUGCUCUUUAGGGGUUAAGACCGAGAUGGGAGGGCUGCCUAGGUACCCCUCGCAGGAUAUUGGGGAUGAGAUGGAGGGGGAUACGGACUUGCCUCUAGAUGAGGGAUCUGAGAAAGGUCGCAAACAGGAUAGUGUCGAUUCUGAAAGGGGAAGUGACGGAGAACCAGGAAACCGUAAGUUGCUCCAAAUGGACAGCGGUUACGCCUCGAUAGAAGCACCUUCGCGUGCUCCAGAGGAGUUGCGCCUGUUUGGUAGCAGCAGUAGCAGUAAGGAUGGCUCCGCCAUGGAGCGCAGGCACUUCUUCAGUUCUGGUCGCAAAGGGACCGUGUGCGAGAGCUUCGACACAGACAUCUUGGAUGAAGAACUCGAAGAGGAACCAGCGGGUGCCAGCGGCGGGGUGGAUGGAGUGGAAAAGGAUGAGAGCACCAUGCUGUGGUCCCCCUAUGGCCAAAUGUUCACUCAACAUGACGUUCAACCUCAACCCCCCCUCUUUUCCCGGCGUGACUACAGCAUCGAUGAAAAAACCGACGCACUUUUCCAUGAGUUCUUGCGGCAUGACCCACAGUUCGAUCAGCAGGAGUCUCCACUGCGCUCCAAGCAUCGUUCCCGCGUGCACCUGCGUAAGCUGUGGCAGCGCUCCAAACAGUACAGUGAUCCAGGCCAGCGCUUCCAAUCCUCUUUUGACCGGUACUGCACUCCGCUCCGACGUGGCGAAACUGUCAACUACCCUCUAGAGACUAGCUACCACAGCACACUUCCACGAAUCAUUAGUGCACCUGAUGAAGAGAACAGCGAAGGUGCAACCAGUACACCCGAAACACCCAAGGCAGAUCAGGAUACCGAUACUGAUAUGGAUCCUGACAAGAAAAGAAUAUCUUCCAGCACCGAAAGCAGUGGAACCAUCAAUGAAAAGGAAGCCCUCGAGGCAUCGCAACCCCCUCCAAUGACUGACAUUUCUGGAGAGCAGUCAGUGGGCCAGGAGAACUCUAGGCAAACAUUGCCACCACCUGAGCCUCCUGAUAAACGUACACCCAAUUGUACAAGCUAUGGCCCACAGACAAUCACAGAAGAGCUGAGCGACAAGCUAGCGGCAAGCCUCGAAGAGCGGCUGUACUCAGAUCUCCGCAGGACCAGGGAACCGCCCGAGUGUAGUGCAGUGACUGUGACCUACACAUCCCCUGAUCACAGUCCAGUGUAGCAUGUGGCUCCCUUCAUCACCUCAUGCAAGAACACUUCAUGGCAACGACAGGUCCAAAGUUUUGAUCGGCAUUGGUUCCGAUCUGAAACAGGUUUGCUUUGGUCAUUUAAAUGGUGAGGAAAUCAUUCUCAUUAUGUCCUAGACCAGUGGUGUAGAGAUGCUUCUUCCAUGCUCAGUGUUAAAUGGAAACUAAGGUUCAUACCUCAUGUUGCUCAAUGCACCAAGUCUUAAACAAAUUAAAUGUCAAAGUCUGUUAUUAAAGCUCUCCUUUUAGCUACUUGUUGACUUCAAAAGCCAAUAUUUCCUCUGCACUAGGUAAUCCACUGUGAAAUUGGGUGCUAUUAGAUUUAAGAUUGAUUAUAUUUGUAAUUGCAUGAAUUAUAUUGCAAUGCUUCCUAUCCGGAUGUCUGUUCAUGACCCAAAUCAAUAUUAUUUUCUUUCACUUGUUUUUUAAAUGUACAAGCUAGCCCUUCAUUCGAUUAUUAUGUUUUGUUUCUGAAGUUGUAAAAUACUCAAUACUACUUUACUUAUUAUUAGCUUCUUGGAAUUUGUUGUGUGGUUGAACCUGCUUUAAGAUUUUAAAAAGAAAAAAAAUGCAAUCAAUUAUAAAUCAUAAUGGAAUCAUCAUGGAAUAAACUGUAGAAAUUUCCUUGUAUGGGUAGACAUGUCUAAUUAUGUCACAUGACCCAUAUUUAAAAAACAACAGCAUAUCUGAAACACCAUGGCAUUGGGCCAGUUCCUAAGCAAACAUAAACAUAAGUCUUUUCCCUUUUAACUUCACAGUGUUUAUAAUUUGGGUUAAAUAAGAUGGUAUUAGUUGCACUACAUCACUAGCUGUGUUAGCUUGUUCCCCACCAAUUUGUUUGCAAUCCAUUAUUAACUGUCCUUUUCAUUUAAUAGUGUUAUUUUACCAUUGAGGCACUGAAUGGCUAAAACUGCCUCUUUGUGAGAUACUGUAAUUUCAUGACCAUUGAAUUAUUAUUAUUAUUGUGCUUGUCAUCUUUUAAGUGCAUAAUUUGUUCUGUAUAAUUGAUCAUAUCUGUGAGAAUGAGAAAAAGACAGAACGACUUUUGAGUAUACAGUGCCAAACUGUUGUCAGGUAAUACCAAGAUAAAACAUUAAAACACAACAGUUUGGAAAACUGAGAAAGAAAAGACAAUCCUGCAAAAUAAUGACCACAGAUAUUCCUCUCUAAGGGUUUGAAUCAGGCCUGAGAAUUUUUUAUGAAUUUCAUUAUGAGAAGGGCAUGCCUUUUCUUGCAUGUAUUUCAGGAAAUGAGCUCUGUGUGUUCGUUAACAUUACUUUUAUGUGAAAAUUACCAAGACAAGAAUGCCUAGAGGUGGAUGACUGCAUAAGCUGCCUUUGGACAGAAGCGUUAUUUAAAAUCAUUUAAAGCAAAUCCCACUGCCCAGCAAAAGCAACUGUUGAAUCUCGGUACAAAUGCCACCAUUCACGUUGAUCUGAAUUAUUCCAAUGAAAUGGGAUUCUAGUAUUCCAGCCUGUCAGCUACGUGUUGCAUUCUAUAUCGAUGAUUAUGGGUUUGAUCUUCAUGAAAGCAUGCAAACAAAAGGUUGUCCUUGGCGGAUUCUCAAUUGUGAUGUGUUGGAAAGUGUAUCUUUGAGAAAUCUGAGCGAAAAGGCCAUUGGUGAUAGAGGCUCUUGAUGUAAUGAAGAAAACCCUUGGCUAGCAUCCACAGGCCUUGUCUAUGAUGGCUCACAUUGUUUUGUGGCCUUUUAGGGUGAUUGUCUGAGCUGUCGAGUAGUUCUAUAAAAGGUACAUGUAAUAUUUAGGGUGCAUCUGAAGUGCCCUGUCUAGAAUUAAAAGGCUUUCAUUAUCUAGGUGAACAAUGACUGAUGUAUGUGCAUGGAGUAAUUAACAAUGCCAGAGGAAAAAAAAGAGCUUCAGACUAGCUGAAAUUGUUGAUUGAUUGUCUCUGGCUAAAUGAAACAUACUGACAAUCUCACAUGAUUAAUAUGGUGCCUUCCUCUGUGUUUAACAUUUAAUGGGAUAGUUCACCCCCAAAAAAGUCCAUGCAGUGAAAGACUGUGGGGUCCGAACAUUGUUGUUUGGACCCCAUUGACUUUCAUUGCAUAAGCAAAAACAGUAGAAAAAUUAUUCAAAAUAUCUUCUUUUGUGUUCGACACAUGAAAGGCAGAUACAUGUUUGGAAUGACGUGAGGGUGCAUAAAUGAUGCCAGAAUCUCCAUCUUUGGAUGAACCGUAACAUUAGGUAAACAAUUGUUAUGGCCAGAUCUCAGUAGAGCACUUAUUUCUUAUAUCCUAGUUUGUCCAUAAUUGAACAGACCAAAUUACCAUAUAGAGAUUAAUAAAAAAAAAUAGAAAACAAACAAAAAUGCAGAAAUAGGAAUCUGUAACUUGUAUGUCAAAUACAUGUACACCUAUGCUAGCGAUUACAAAUCCAGUCCUUGGUUUUAAUUAACUGUAAUCCAGAACAUGUCAGGGACAGUGAAAUCUUUACAUUGGAAAGUAGAAUUGUACAAAGCACAAUGAUGUCCCAGUGCAGGCACUAGAAUAGUCUAUGUCUUGGACUGGACAUAAACCUAGUUGGGGACCUUACAGUAUGUGCACAAUCAAACAGCCUGUCAGUUUAAAGAUUACUGUGUAUAGAUUUGCAUGUGAUUACAAAUUAUUGUUUAGCAGAUCCAAAAUGAAACAUCAAAUGACAGAUAUUUUUAAUGUGACUGAUAAUUAAAAGAAGUAGACUUGGUACUUAAAUAUUGUAAAGUAUUUUAAGGAGUCUGUUAUUUUAGAAUUUCUGCUUUGCUGACUUGAUGAGAUUUUUUUGCCAUAUUUCCAUGGACAAAAAGGUUUAUUUAUAUUGCUGACUAUAUUUCGAUGAAAGAGAAAAUAUAUUUAUGUGCAAAUUUCCAUGUAGAAAAAAAAGAAAUCUGUAAAAAUCUGCUUGACUAAUUACUAAUUUAAAGAAAAAAACAACUAAAAAGAGAAAGCGAGGCAAGCUUUCUGAACAUUUUGUUUAGUUUACCUGGAUCUCUUUGUUCUAGAUCUACUGAGCCUUGAGGGACCAACCAAUCUAAACUUUUAUUUUCAUGUUAUGUUUUUUCAACUAGUCAAUAAAGAAUGAUGCAUUAUGA
This is a messenger RNA of Carassius carassius (crucian carp), 6233 nucleotides long. It is a transcript of the gene cbarpb, whose product is annotated as CACN subunit beta associated regulatory protein b. The transcript is spliced from 10 exons. Bases 494 to 3121 code for a protein of 875 amino acids. Gene Ontology annotation, biological process: negative regulation of calcium ion-dependent exocytosis; negative regulation of voltage-gated calcium channel activity. Gene Ontology annotation, cellular component: secretory granule; plasma membrane. Gene Ontology annotation, molecular function: transmembrane transporter binding. NCBI's taxonomy places the organism in Eukaryota, Metazoa, Chordata, Actinopteri, Cypriniformes, Cyprinidae. The record is from RefSeq and is a predicted model, not a curated record.